AUGGAUCCGACGACACAAGAUACUCGACCACCCAACGAGCUACCUUCAAGAGUGGAAGUACCAGGUAGUCAACUUGAACGCACUGAACCUUGCCAGGCAAAUUACCAAGAAAACGGAAGAAUGAGCGAGAAGCAGUUGAAUCCGUCAAUGAAUACUACAGUUGGCGAAAGGUCCAAUUUGGGUACAAGCAGUCCGGUGCCUUGCAACGAGAUGCCUCAUGGUGCUUUCAAGUGGCCCAAGUGGACAAAUACCCGCGGAGGCCGCCCCGUGCGGUUGGAGGAUGAGAUUCAUGUAGCGAUUCACAUUGCGAAUAUUAUCUCCCGUCAACGAUAUAUCAUUGAGCUGUGCAAGGCGCUGAUGAAGUUCGGUGCUCCAAUGCAUCGGCUGGAGGAACACAUGCAAAUGACAGCAACAGUUCUGGAGGUGGAAAGCCAAUAUUUAUAUGUGCCCGGAUGCAUGAUCAUGUCCUUUGAUGAUCCAACGACGCGAACAACGGAGGUGAAACUGGUACGAGUGGAACAAGGGAUCAAUCUAGGUCUUCUUGCUGACACCCACGAUGUGUAUAAGAAUGUGGUCCACGACGUCAUCGGAGUCGAAGAGGCCACCAGCGAGCUGGAGAAGAUUCUGGGUUCUAAUCCUCGCUUUAACAAAUGGAUCAUCGUGUUGAUGUACGGACUGGCUUCAGCUAUGGUUGGUCCCUUCGCAUUCAACGCCCGACCAAUUGACAUGCCGAUCAUUUUCUUGAAUGGCACCUUUCUUGGAGUUUUACACCACAUAAUCGCGCCACGUUCCGUGCUAUACACCAAUGUAUUUGAGGUGACUGCCUCGGUCUUCACCUCUUUCAUUGCACGUGGCAUUGGAAGUAUUGAAGGGGAUGCACCUGAUGGUAACCGGGAGUACCUCUUCUGCUUCUCUGCAAUCGCUCAAUCAUCCAUUGCGCUCAUUCUUCCUGGAUACACCGUGCUCAGCAGUAGUUUGGAGCUACAGUCUCAUCAGCUUGUAGCUGGAUCCAUUCGCAUGGUCUAUGCUAUCAUCUACUCCCUUUUCCUCGGAUACGGUGUUACUGUGGGUACUACAAUCUACGGCCUAAUCGACCCUGGGGCGACAUCUGGCCUGACAUGCCCGAACACUGGAGACUGGACCAACGAAUAUGCGCCACGAUUCCCGUUUGUGGCAGCGUUUGUGUUAUGUUUAUUAGUGAUCAGUCAGGGCCGAUGGAACCAAGCACCAAUCAUGUUGUUCAUCGCGGAAGCUGGCUACGUUGUCACGUACUUUGUCACGCAGCGCAUUGGCUCCAGCACUCAGGUGGCUAAUACUGUCGGUGCCUUUACCAUUGGCGUCAUGGGCAACCUCUACAGUCGCCUGUGGCAUGGCCAUGCUGCAACAUCGAUUCUACCGGGGAUAUUUGUCUUAGUCCCGUCCGGCUUGGCGGCCUCGGGGCCUCUUCUGAGUGGCAUCAAAUCAGCGGACGAGACCAGAAAUAACUUAUCCGCCGCCAUCAAUCAUAGUGCCUAUACCGAGUAUGCGGUGGAGUCGUCCCAAGUCUAUACAGCAGACUUGGGAUUUGGAAUGGUUGAGGUAUCGAUUGGAAUCACUGUGGGAUUGUUCCUCGCGGCUCUGUUGAUCUAUCCGUUUGGAAAGAGACGAAGUGGAUUGUUUAGCUUCUAG
Molecule: messenger RNA, 1668 nt
Organism: Penicillium nucicola
Lineage: Eukaryota; Fungi; Ascomycota; Eurotiomycetes; Eurotiales; Aspergillaceae
Product: threonine/serine exporter family protein
Exons: 1
Coding region: 1-1668 (555 amino acids)
Biological process (GO): transmembrane transport
Molecular function (GO): transmembrane transporter activity
Source: RefSeq, a predicted model, not a curated record